CUGUGUUUUUCGAUUUUUGCCGCGCUCGUUCAGCUUCAGUACGUCGUUCACAUUUAAUCCGUUCGGUGCUUUUUGACUGUUUGGAACCUUUUUAAUAAUUACGUUGAAACGUUGUUGAUUCUUAUUAAAUAUUGUUUUGUUGAAUCUGAGGACGAACAAAAACAAAAACAAAUCCCAAUUAAAGUCAAGGAAACCAAACAUAUGGAAAGACAACUCUAGGACAAACAACAAAAAGGAAAACCUAAAAAACCAACAAAAAAAACAAAUAAAGAAAAACAACAAAUCGCGAAAACAACAACAAAAAAGAACUUAUGUGCAAUCGUUUUGUUUUUGUAUUAACUUAAUUAAUUAACUAAAUAAUUUGUAAAUAACUAAUAAUUUAAGUUAAUUUUAGUUUGAUUUGGUUUCUUAUGAAUACGUUAAAACGAGAGAGGAAAAAAGAAAACAACGGUAAAUCAAAAAAUUAAAAAUUUUUAAAUAAAAAGAACGCUCAGUUUCAUUACAUUCAGUUACAAAUACAACAAAAAAGUGAUUUUCUGUUAGUUUCUCAAAAUUUAACAAACAAAAUUUACAACAAAAUUUGGAUUACAACUACAACAACUACAACAACAACAACUGCAACCACAACAACCCCAAAAAUAAAUAACAAAUUAUAAUAAAAAAAACAGCAAAGUAAUAACAACAAUAAUUGAAAGUAAAUAUAUAUAAACCAACAAACAACACAACACAACUACAAUAACAACUACAACAACAAAUACUAAAAACAGCUACUACAAUCGCAACAACCAAUAACAAGGAUAACAAAACGCAACUACAACUACAACCACAGCAGCAAUAAAAUAAUAACAGUAACAAUAAUAAAAGCAACAACAACCAACCAACAGCAACAACAACUGAAAUAAAUAUAAUAAACAAACUUAACAAACAACCAACUAAUAAAUAUUUAUACAUAAAUAAAUCCGCAACUAAGCAAUAAACCAAACCAACUCCCCCAAAAAACCACAACAACAACAACAACAAUAUAGUAACCAACGAAAAAGUAAAAAAACAGCAACAGAAAUAAAAACCAAGAAAAAAUCAUUUGGCAAAAGCAUCAAUUACAAAAUUUUAGCAGUAAAACAACAACAACAACAAUAACAGUAAUAGUAACAACAACUACAAUAGCAACAGUAACAGAAACAAACGCAACAGCAACAACAACCGAAAAAACCGCAAUAGUAAAUAGUAACGAACAAAAUAAAUGCAAUAAAAACAACAACAACAACCACAACAAAUACAAAUAUUUAAUAAUUAACAAAUAAACUAAAUAAAGCAGAUUUUAUAAAAAAAAAACAAUAACUAAUAAUACAGAGCAGAUACCGUUAAAAACCGUGAAAUAGCAUACAAUACAAGCGAACCCAAAACUAAAAUACAACAACAAAAAUAGUCUCAAAAUUUUCAAACAAUAAAACGAAUUAACGGCAACAAUUAAUAUAACAAAUCAAACAACAACAACAACAGUAAGAAAAAACAGAAAAACAAAAACAAAAACUACAACAGCAGCAACAAACAAACCGGUUAACCAGCAAAUCAAACAAAAAUAAAAUAAACAGGAAAAAAUAGAAAAUCGAAAUAGCCAAAAUUUGUUAAAUUUUUAAACAAAAUUUCAAUUCUGGACGAAAGUUGUGAAAAUUUGAACAUUUUAAUGAAAAACUUUUAGUUCGGUAAUUUUUCGUGUUUAAAAUUUUGUUCUGAACUGUUCUGAACACGAGUGUCAAAAAAGCCAAAAACAACAACAACAGCAAAAAAACAUACAUAUGUGAAGAACAACAAAAAUUUAAGCUAAAAGCAUAAAUAAAGAACAAAAAGCUUGAAAGCAAAAAGUUUGAAUGCAAAAAAUUGCCCAAAAGAGAAUAAAAAUCGAAUCGUGUUGGCCAAAAUAAAUAAAUAAAAUAUAUAUAUGUAUAUAUAUAUUUCUUCCAAGUGUUGAAAACCAGCGAGAAAAGCGUGCGCUUUGAUAGUGGUGAACAUAGUGAAAACACAACAAAAUACAUAUUUUCGAACGGAUUUGCGUCAAAAACGCGAAGCAAAAAACUUUUUUUUAAAACAAAAACCGUUUCGAAAAUUUGAAUGGCGCUUUUCACCACAGACAAAACCCUAUUUCAAAAAAGUACGGUAUCAAUAUUUUAGCGCGAUAAAAAAAGUGUUUUUUAAAAACCAGUGAAGUACCGGAUUCAAGCGAAUAAAGUGUAAGUGCUUAAGAACUGCUGCGUGCAGAAGUGAAAUCAACUGCAUUAACGCAACAAACACCCAAGUUGCAAAGUAUUAUACCGAAAAAUUGCUUCAAGGCAAAAUUUAUAGCAAACAAAACAAAAAAAAAAACAAAACUUGAAUACAAAAAACUUUUUGCAAAAAAAUUUUGGACACACAUUUUUAGCGUUAGUUUAAAGUCAUGGAUUCUCUGUGCGAAAACCAAAUAAAAAUUGCAUAAAAUAUAUACACACUCACCCACAAAAAAAAAAUUAUAAAAAUAUACAACAAAUUUAUUAAUGUAUUGUGGCACAAAAUAAAUAAAAACAAAAAUAGUUUCGGAACAAAAACAAAAAAGAAAAAAUAAGUAUUCCAUUUGUAUGCGUAAACUAUUAUCGAAAUAAAAUAAUACUAACUUAUAAACUAUAAAUAUGUCAAAUAAUAAUAGCGGCAAGCAAAAAUAAACGUAAAUAAGAAGUAGUCGAGUUUUACAUAUAGAAUUGUGAAAAAAAAUUACUAUUUCAAAAGUCUUAAACUGGUGAAACAACAAAAAUAAAAUCCUGAAAAUUAAAGCUUCAAAUUGCGGCAACUUUUUCGAACGGAUUUAAAAUAUAAGCAAAACAGUUCACAUUUGCACAUAAAAAUAUAGCAAAUAUUUUGGCAAAAAAAAAAUAUCAAAUCAAUAUCAAUUACAUCAGAGAAGGCAACGGAAUAAAUCGAACAACGCAGCCCCGUCUACACUUGUGAAACAAUUCUUUCAAUCACGUUAGAGGGACACAGUUUUGUACCAGCAGAAAACAACCACAAACUGGCAAGCGAUUUUCAAUUCCAAAACAACAACAACGAUCUUUGAAAAACAUUUCAUGAAAAGCGAAAGAUUUUAACUUUAGACACAAAAACAACAAUUUUGGACUAAGAGUAAAGAUUUUUAGCGAGAACAUAAAGAAAUAACAAUUAGAGUGUAAAGUCAAAUGAAAUAAAAUAAUAAACAUAUAAAACUCAUUUAACACAGAGGUGAAAAAAAUAAUAAAACUUUUGCAGCAAAGCGUAAGCUUUAAUAUAAAAAAACAACGUUUGAGGAAAAAGUCAAUAAAGCGCGAUAAUUACAUAAGAGAAUCUUGCAAUAAAAGUAAAAACCCAACAAAAUAUGAGUAACCGCUUGAAAACAACAAACACAAGAACAACAACAGUAAUAACUGAGCACAUCAACCAGGUGUAUUGAAGAACGUAGUGCUACCAAAAGAGUAAUGAGCGCAAUAACGGUGAAUCACAAGCCAAUGAAGAGCAUUAUUUAAAACAAAAUAUACAAUAACAACAAAAUCAGUUAAUAAAAAGAAGUUGAGAAGUUAAAGUAUAUUGAAUGAGAACGGUCAAAAUGGGCCUUGAAGAGCAAUAACAACACAAAGUGUAAUUGCAACACUAAAAUAUACCGUUAAAUUAACGAAAUCAACGCCAAAGGAGUGAAACUCUCCACACAAAUAGGCAACUCCCAAAAGCUUUACAAAACCACGCUUGAAUUCAUUACACCACGUAGGGAGGAGCAACAAUCACAAUACACACACACCCACACACUCCUUCCUCCAGCGACAUGGCGAUCAAUUUCUCCGCAUCUUUUGCGGCUUGUAUCGCCGCUGGACUGAAGGUACCGCGACAAAUAAUGUAUUGCAUCACGCAAGACACCGGGCAGCCCUAUGUGCUGUACAAGGACUCACAGGAUGGUGAACGCAAUCCGGCCGCGAUUGGCGGUUCGGCCGCGCAGUGGGGCAGCGAAAUGUAUCCGGGCAUACAACAGCAGGCACAGCAACAUUUGCAAGCGCAACAACAACAGAAUGGACAAAACCCAGCCGCACAGAUAGCGAGUGCCGCGCAAGCAGCUGCCGCGGCGGUGGCGCAACAACAGCAGCAGCAACAACAGCAACAAGGCCAGCAGCCGCAAAGUCCCACAGGCGAUCCGCGCGAGAAUGGCGGCGAUGGCGUUGGGCGACAGCAAGGCUCGCCCUCGACAAGUCCAUAUCCGCCACAACAGCGCGUCAACGGCGGUGGGCCACCCGACGAUGAUGUCACCAUGAAUCAGGUCGCCAACCUACAGGCCAGCCAGCAGCAGAACUCGGCGCAAUCCAAUCCAAACCAAAGCAACAAUGACCCGCAACAACACCAGAGCUCGGGCCGCGAUGGCGGCACGGGGAAUCCACAACAACAGCACGUACAGAAUGGCGGUCCCACGCAACCGGGUCAACCUAACGAUAACUUCCAAACGCCGCAGGGCGGUGAACUCGGCGGCUACUAUGCGCCACGUCAUCCAACGCCACAAGGCGCAAUGCUGCCGCCACCCGGCUUUCCGGCACUACACUAUCUCAACAAGCCCGUAUUGCCCGGCAUGGCGAACGCAAUGGAACAGAAUGGCGGUCUCGAGGGUUAUGCCAUGCCCGAGCUGCUGCCGGGCGGUGCUGGCGGCGGUGGUGAUCAACAAGGCAAUAAUGGUCAGCAGAAUGGCGGUGCUGGCGGUAAUGGUGGCAAUGCACACAAUGGCGGCGCAAAUGGCAGCGGUGGCGGUGAAGGUGCAGUCGGUGCUACAGGUGGUGCCGGCAAUGGCGCCGGUACUGGCACAGGUGGCGGUGGUACUGGCACAGGUACCGGCACCGGCAGCGGUCGCGGACGUCAUCCAAAUCCCAAUAAACCGCCAAAACCGCACAGCGAUUUGCGUUUGUUCAAGUGUUUGACCUGCGGCAAAGAUUUCAAACAGAAGAGCACACUACUACAGCACGAUCGCAUACAUACCGAUGCGCGUCCAUAUCCAUGUUCGGAGUGCGGCAAACGUUUCCGUCAACAAUCGCAUCUGACACAACAUUUACGCAUACAUGCCAACGAGAAACCGUUCACAUGCGGCUAUUGUUCGCGCAGCUUCCGUCAGCGGGCGAUACUCAACCAACAUAUACGCAUCCAUUCGGGUGAGAAGCCCUACGCAUGCCCAGAGUGCGGCAAGCACUUUCGCCAGAAGGCCAUCCUCAAUCAACAUGUGCGCACCCACCAAGAUGUCUCACCGAAUCUUAUCUUCAAGAAUGGCCCACAUCCGACACUGUGGCCACAGGAUGUACCAUAUCCGGGUGAUGAGACUGAUACGAAGAAUGAUAUAGCCGGUGGUAGUGGCUAUCAUGAUGAGGAUUCACAGGGUACGCCAGACGGCAGCGGCGGUAUACAUUAUCCGUCAUACUUUAAGGACAACAAAGGUAAUAAGAACUGGCAAAAGAUCUUGCCAGAUGUGCUGCAACAUAUCGGCGUGCGGCCAGCCAACAUGCCGCUCUACGUGCGCUGUCCCAUCUGUGACAAGGAGUUCAAGCAGAAGACGACACUGCUGCAACAUGGUUGCAUACACAUCGAGUCGCGUCCAUAUCCGUGCCCCGAGUGCGGCAAACGCUUCCGACAGCAGUCGCACCUAACGCAACAUUUACGAAUACACACGAAUGAAAAGCCGUUCGGCUGCUUGUAUUGUCCGCGUUUCUUCCGACAGCGCACCAUACUGAAUCAGCAUAUUCGUAUACACACAGGCGAGAAGCCGUACAAAUGCGCGCAAUGCGGUAAAGAUUUCCGUCAGAAGGCCAUACUGGAUCAGCAUACACGCACGCACCAGGUAGGUGAUCGUCCAUUCUGCUGCCCAAUGCCAAAUUGCCGACGUCGCUUUGCCACCGAGAACGAGGUGACCAAACACAUCGACAACCACAUGAAUCCGAACACGACAAAACGGCCACGUCAAAGCAACACCAAUAAUCCGAAUGCGGCCAACGCCAACAAUCCGAAUGCCAAUAGUCAUGCUGCCGCCGCCGCGGCUGCAGCCGCUGCCAAUCAUCUGAUGAACGAGACCAAGAAUGCGGCACAACAAUUCCUCAACAACAAUAAUCCGGCUGCGGCUGGUGGCGACAAUAAAGCGAAUAUUUUGCCACGCGCCAUGGCGGCCGUACAGAAUGCGGCUGUGCAACAAUCGGUGGUCAAGAAUGAAUUGUACUUCCCGCAGUGUUAUGGACCACCGUUCCAGCAAACGUUUCAGACGCAGGGACAGCCCACAGCGGCGCAUAGCGGUGGCGCCGCCUCACAGCCGCCCGUCAAUGUGACGGUACCGAAUUCGGUAGCGCCAGGUGUGGUGGUGCAACAAAACACGCCCACAUCGGUGGUGGCUCAGUGACAUCCCACCACAGCGACAGCAGCCGCAGCUGCAGCGGCGGCAGUGGCGGCAGCAGCAGCAGCCAAUAAUGUCGGCGCACAGCAAGGUGGCGGCGUGGUGGUGCCGACGUCAGCACAAAGUGCAACAAACAACAGCGCUGCGGCGCAACAACAGCAGCAACAGCAAAAUCAACAACAACAACAGCAGCAGCAGCAACAGCAGCUGCAACACCAACAUGCGCAGCAUGGCCUCUCACCGCCACAAACAGUUACACUCUCCAUCACAUUGCCACCGGUGGCGCCACUGCCGAGCGCCGCCGCCGCAGCAGCAGCAGCAGCGGCCGCCGCGGUAGCACACCAUCCCGUGCAAGCGCAUCAGGCAUCGCAUGUGGGUGGUGGCGCUAGCCUUUGCGGCCCGCCCACACAUCUGCCGCCAGCGCAUAGCGGCGUGGGUGGUGGCGCAUUAGGCGCACAGCCACCACCACCACCGCCGCCACACACACUGUCACACGCUAUUCCUAUACAUCCCCAUAUACACUCAAUAUUCGGAUCUCUAUGAUGUCAUCAAGCAGCAGCCUAAUUAUAUGAAGAAUACGAGUAUAAUUGAGAAGCCAACAAAAAAAAAAACUAAAAACAAAAAAAAAUGAUGUACGAAAAAACAAAACAGCAAUGAAUGCGCGCAUUAAAUGAAGUAAAUGAGAAAUGCAUAACAUUAAACUAAAUAUAACGGUACAGCUACUAAACUACUGAAACACCAGCAAAGAGCACUCAAACUAUCAGCUACUCAAAUAUACACGCAAUUUCUGUUGCUGUAACGGUAUGCGCUGUUGAGCGUUCGCUACAGUUUAUUCGUUCAAGCAACGCUUUACAUUACGCGCACAGCCAUACAGUCAAUAUAUACCCCUGUAGCGUAGGUAUAUUGUUUGAAAAUUAAAACAACAACAUUUAGUUGGGCGCUACUGUUUUAAAGCACUACUACAUAUACAAUUAAUUUACUGUUCUUAAUCAUGUGUUUAUUAUAACAAGUUUAAAUAGUAAUGCACGAGUGCAGCAAGAGUUGUAGUUUAGUAUUAAAAAAAUUUCAAAACCGUUAUAAUAUAGAAAAGGCACUUAAUGCUUGUGCGUAUUAGGCGUAUCAACUAGCACUAGCAAUUCACCAAUUCACCUUUUUAUACUUAUACUCCCGAUUUUCAAUACAACUUAAGUACGCCCGUACAGUGUGAGCGAAAACUGCUCGGACAGACAUACUUAGAUACUACAUACGAUAGGUUACAUAACUACAUAUUAGAUCCACAACGUUCUUAAAACUACGCCGUAAUUAUUUGUUUUUAUUUUUAUUUUUAUUUCAACUUUUUUUUUAACAGCAAGAAAUGUGAAAGAAAAUUGCAAGAAAAACGCAAAAAAAAAAUAUUUUAUAAUUAAUUUGUUAAGAAUUUUUUUCUCUACUAAAUAGGCCUGCUUAUAACUACACAUAUAUCUACUACCUUUACAUAUAAAUAUUAACUAUAAUUUCAAUAUAAUUUCUUACGCUCUUAAUUUUGUAAGCGAAAAUUAAGUUAAACGAUGAGUGUGAGGAAAGUGCGCAAAAACAGCAAGCGGAAAAAAAGCAAAGCAAAUUUUAAAUUUAGCUAUUAAUUUUAGCAUUAAACUCUAUCGUUACUAUACUUAUAUACAUAUAUAUUAUUUCACAUAUGCACACCUACAACUACACGUACAUAUACUCUACACACUGUCAGCACACACAUAUGUAUAAAGUUUACUUAUGAGUUGAAAGCUUUUAAAAGCAGUGCGUCGUUUUGUGUGCAAAACACUCAUCCAUACAUACAUACCUAUAUACAUACAUACAUACAUGUAUAAAUAUGUAGUUUUAGCACGCAUAACAACAACAAAGUCUUUUCGAAAAGGACUCUAAACUUUAUGAACAUUGAUUAUGUAUUAGAGAAAGUUUUAAAAACGUUUUUAAAAAACAGUUAGCAAACCAUAAAACAAAUACUGAUUAAAUCAAGCAAUAGCCCAAACACAAUGCAAUAGUAGAAUAAAACAGUUAACCAAAAGAAUAAACCGAAAUAUGUGUUAAUGGAAUUUUGUGCUGUGCAGGUCUCAAUGCGCGCUUGAGGGUUAAGAAAUUUACAAAAAAAAAAACCUUGUGAGCGAGCUGCUUAUAAUUUGAGUGCAGUUUCAAGUGAAUUAACUGUAAACAAAGAAUUUUAAGUGAUACAGAUUUUAUACCCUUCUAUACUUUUAGUUUCAACAUUAUAAGUGCCACAUAUAGUUCCUUCAAAAGCUUAACAAAGUGAAGGCAGCUUUUAUUCAACUACGGAAGGAUUUACAUAAUUCUAAUUUUUUUGGCGCUUAAAGCUUUCAAACCUAAAUAAAAGAAGUGAAAUAAAUUUUUGAAACUAAAAAGUUUUGUGAAAAUGUUUAAGCUUUUAAGCUUCGAAAAAGCUGCGAAGAAUUUCAUUAAAGUUUUUAUUGCAAAUAGUCUGCAUUGAAUUUCGUCGAACUUGGUAACAAAGUUAUGAAAAACUUUUCUAGCUUUUAAGCUUCGAGAUAGUUGCGAAGUAUUUUUUAUAGGUUUUAUCUUAAAUAAUUUGCAUUAAAUUUGAACAAAUUAAUUAUUUUUGUUUGCGGAGAAAUUAGUGAAAUAUUAAUCGCUAAGCUUUUAAACUACAAAAAGCUCGAAAAAAGCUCUCGUUUUUGAAAGCUUGUUGUAUAAAAAAACUCUGACUUCUCAACAACGUAUAAGCAUGCUGCAGCUAAAAGUUAAGCUUUCUUAUGAAGUUUUCGCAGAUCAAAACCUGUCAACGGCACAAGAUCAAAUUUCGCAACUCGAUUAUUCUUAACAACAGCCAUAAUUUAAACAGAAAAUCAAAUUUUCCACAAUUUUAACAAACUUAAAACACACAUUCUCACACAACAAUAAUACACACAUAAGUAUGUAGUAUAUGACUUUAACUAAUUAUUCUAUGUGCUAAGCAACACUUUUGUCUCUAAGAAAAAAGAAGCAAAAACUAAGCAACUCGUAAAGUUAGUUUUAAAAGCAGUUACUUUCGUAUAGUUUUUUCGCUUAAGUGAUAUGAAAAUAAUUUUUAAUAUAUAUACACUUUUAUGAUCUACCAAUAUUAACGACAACCAAGCAAACAUGCUUUAGUUAAGGCAAGCAGCGUGCGAAUGCUUUGUGGCUGCGGUGGCGUAUGAGUAACAGAGAGUGAAGAACUUAGCAGCAGCAGCUGCGUAUGUAGUAGUAGCUGAGUGAUGAGCAUGAAGCAAGCGUCAAGCGAAUGACUUUUACUUUAUGUUAAAUUUAGCUUAUAAGUUCAAAUUGAUACUUUAUUUUAUAUACAAAUUUGUGGAGACGAAUAUGGAAAUAUAAAUUGUUUAUUUAAUUUACUUUUAUUUUAUAAACAUUUUUUAUAACAAAGUGAAAAAUAGUUUGUCACAAAAAAGUAUGCAAUUAUUGUUUAUUUUUAUUUUUUAUUAUUAUUUCUAACUAUGUGCGCCAGCGCAAUAUUUUAAGUUAUGUUAUAACCAAACAACUUACAUUAAUGUAAUAUUUUUUUCACAGCAAAUUGUGAUUUAAUAAUUUUUUCAUGCCUUAUUUUAAUAAAAUUCCUACAAUUCUUAUUUAUUAACAUAAAAGUUUUGAAAGCAAAAACAACACAAAAAAAAAUGCAAAUUUAAAGCGCAUAUUUAAGUGUACGCAUAUGUCUUCCCACUUGUAAAUUAUUUAAUAUUUUUUCCUUGAUAUAUAAGUUUUGUAAUUUAAUGCUGUGUUUACUUGUAUACUCCUUUAAGCGCGAAACCACACCAACAGCAAGUUGUAAUUUUUUUUAAAUAUAUAAAGCAAAACGCAUAAAUAAAUGAGUUAAGAAAUGCGGGGCAUGUUUGUGUAAUAUGGAAAAAACAAUAAACAAAGAACCAAAUCAAAAUACUAACACAUAUACAAACACGACUCGUUAGGUGCCAUAAAAGCAGCAAACAAACAUACAUACAGAUAUGUAGACAAUGCAAAGCGUUGAAGUGAUGAUGUAGGACAUUACCUGGUAAUGUCACGUGACACGAGUUGUUUGAAAACACAAAAAAAAAUACAUAAAUCAUAAAAUAGUUUUUUAAAUAUUUUAAAAAUAUUAAAAUUUAAAAAUACUGUUGAAAUUUUAUUAAAAGUUAAAAAAAAAGUUUUUCUUGUGUAUUUAAAAAAAAAUUUUUUUUAAUAUUUUAUCAAAAAAUUUAUCGUUUUUAAUUUUAAAAAAAUUUCAACAAUACACAAGCGUUACAUAAGCAUGCCUUAGCAGCGCAUUAACAAUAUGCACUAAUGUGCGCGUUUUUCUACCAGCAAUUGCGUGAUUUUUGAAACUCAAAAAAUUUUUUGUAAAAAAAAAUUAAAAUUCCUGCACGUGUGGUUAGUUGUGUAUGCCUUAUUUUAUGUAUUAAAAAGUAAAGAGAAUUAAUUAAUUAAAAUAAUUUCGCGUUUGUUUAAUUAUUAUUAUAAAUAUAUAUAUUUUUUAUUUUAUUUUGUAUUGUGAAAGCAUUUAUAAUUGUUAAAUUAUUACAAAAAAAAAGCAGUAGCUUGUUUCCUAAUGCAAAAGCAAAAAAAAAAUAUUUUCUUGCAAAACUAUUUUUAAUUUAAAAAGCAGUGUAAAAGUAUGCGCGCAGUAACAAUAGCACACACACAAACACACAUAUAUAUACACACAAAGAACUUAUCAAACGUACAUAUAAAUUAUAUAUACAUACAUAUAUAAAAAAAAAUUAAUUACAUAUAUAACUACCUAUACAUAUGUAUGCGCGUACUUCUGUACACGCAUAUCUGCCGUGUCACGUGUGUGUAAGAAGAACUUUUAAUUUCUCUUGUUUUUUCUAAUUAGUUAAGUUUUAAACAACAUCAACUGGCAUAUAUUACACAUGUUCGCUGAUGAAGAAGAAAAUAUUAUACUUUUAAAUAAAAUUAUAUAUAUAUAUACAUUUUUUGA
Messenger RNA from Bactrocera oleae (olive fruit fly), 11354 nucleotides. NCBI's taxonomy places the organism in Eukaryota, Metazoa, Arthropoda, Insecta, Diptera, Tephritidae. The record is from RefSeq and is a predicted model, not a curated record.